AUGGAGAAACAUCGUCUUGCACUUCCUUGUGAUGAUGAAAAAUCAAAUUUUGAUAAUUAUGAUAGUUCUAAUGAUGAUUUAAGUGUUGAAAUAACUUCGACCAUUGAUGAACAUAAAAAGGAAUUAGUAGGCUUAUCAACAUAUCAUCCAUUAGAAUUAAAAAACAGCAGUUAUGAUAAUAAUGAAGAAAAAAAGAAUAUAAUUAAGAAAAUGAUGGUCGAAAAACCUAAGAACUCUUAUUUAUUAAAUAGCAAAACGAAACAGUUCAGUUUAGAUCAAUUUAUGAAAAAAUGA
Molecule: messenger RNA, 294 nt
Organism: Rotaria sp. Silwood2
Lineage: Eukaryota; Metazoa; Rotifera; Eurotatoria; Philodinida; Philodinidae
Source: the annotation of a GenBank genome assembly